Mirounga angustirostris (Northern elephant seal) is the source of this 1667-nucleotide messenger RNA. RefSeq names its product integrin linked kinase (gene ILK). The transcript is spliced from 12 exons. The coding region runs from base 47 to 1405 and encodes 452 amino acids. Gene Ontology annotation, molecular function: protein binding; protein kinase activity; ATP binding. The record is from RefSeq and is a predicted model, not a curated record. Gene Ontology annotation, cellular component: cytoplasm. Lineage: Eukaryota; Metazoa; Chordata; Mammalia; Carnivora; Phocidae. Gene Ontology annotation, biological process: protein phosphorylation; signal transduction.
UCCGCAGGCUUCCCCAAUCUAGGGGACUCAGCGCCGGGACGCUGCUAUGGACGACAUUUUCACUCAGUGCCGGGAGGGCAACGCAGUGGCCGUUCGCUUGUGGCUGGACAACACGGAGAACGACCUCAACCAGGGGGAUGAUCAUGGCUUCUCCCCCUUGCACUGGGCCUGCCGAGAGGGCCGUUCUGCUGUGGUUGAGAUGCUUAUCAUGCGGGGGGCACGAAUCAAUGUGAUGAAUCGUGGGGAUGACACUCCCCUGCACCUGGCAGCCAGUCAUGGACACCGUGAUAUUGUGCAGAAGCUGCUGCAGUAUAAAGCUGACAUCAAUGCAGUGAAUGAGCAUGGAAAUGUGCCCUUGCACUAUGCUUGUUUUUGGGGCCAAGAUCAGGUUGCAGAGGACCUGGUGGCUAAUGGGGCCCUUGUUAGCAUUUGUAACAAGUAUGGAGAGAUGCCUGUGGACAAAGCCAAGGCACCUCUGAGAGAGCUCCUCCGAGAGCGGGCAGAGAAGAUGGGCCAAAACCUUAACCGUAUUCCAUACAAGGACACAUUCUGGAAGGGAACCACCCGCACUCGGCCCCGAAAUGGGACUCUGAACAAACACUCCGGCAUUGACUUCAAACAGCUCAACUUUCUGGCGAAGCUCAACGAGAAUCACUCUGGAGAGCUAUGGAAGGGCCGUUGGCAGGGUAAUGACAUCGUUGUGAAGGUGUUAAAGGUUCGAGACUGGAGUACAAGGAAGAGCAGGGACUUCAACGAGGAGUGUCCCCGUCUCAGGAUUUUCUCGCAUCCAAAUGUGCUCCCAGUGCUAGGUGCCUGUCAGUCUCCACCUGCUCCUCACCCCACCCUCAUCACACAUUGGAUGCCAUAUGGAUCCCUGUACAAUGUAUUACACGAAGGCACCAAUUUCGUUGUGGACCAGAGCCAGGCUGUGAAGUUUGCAUUGGACAUGGCAAGGGGCAUGGCCUUCCUACAUACAUUAGAGCCCCUCAUCCCACGACAUGCACUCAAUAGCCGUAGUGUAAUGAUUGAUGAGGACAUGACUGCCCGAAUCAGCAUGGCCGACGUCAAGUUUUCCUUCCAGUGCCCUGGGCGUAUGUAUGCACCUGCCUGGGUGGCCCCUGAAGCUCUGCAGAAGAAGCCUGAAGAUACAAACAGACGCUCAGCAGACAUGUGGAGUUUUGCAGUGCUUCUGUGGGAACUGGUGACACGGGAGGUACCAUUUGCUGACCUCUCCAACAUGGAGAUUGGAAUGAAGGUGGCACUGGAAGGCCUUCGGCCUACCAUCCCACCAGGCAUUUCCCCCCAUGUGUGUAAGCUUAUGAAGAUAUGCAUGAAUGAAGACCCUGCUAAGCGGCCCAAGUUUGACAUGAUUGUGCCUAUCCUGGAGAAGAUGCAGGACAAGUAGAGCUGGAAAGCCCUUGCCUAAACUCCAGAGGUGUCAGGACACGGUUAGGGGAGUAUGUCUCCCCAAAGCAGCAGGCCUCUGGUUGCCUCCCCUGCCUCCAGUCAUGGUACUACCCCAGCCAUGGGGCCCAUCCCCUGCCCCCAUCCCUACCACUGCAGCCCCCAAAGGGGCUAGGCUCAGAGCUUUGUCACUUGCCACACGGUAUCUCCCAGCAUGGGAGGGACCAGCCCUGCCUGUCACAAUAAAGUUUAUUAUGAAAACA